ACUCUGUUCUGUCACUUUUGUCUUUACUCUCUCAGAGAAUCGCUUCAGAGAAAGAAAGAGAGGAAGGAGAAUGGAGAAGGCAUUAACGAAAGUGACGAGCUUUAAAGUGGGAAGUUCAUGGAUCUCAAAGAAAGCUAAAGAAGAGCUCUCAAACAUCACCAAUGACCUCACUACUUUCUCCAGUACUGUUGAAGAGAAAGCAAAAUGGGUUUUCAACAAGCUUAAAGGAAAGCCACUCAAAAGCUUACCAGAUCUCCUCAAAGAAUACAACUUACCACCAGGACUCUUCCCACAAAACAUAAUCUGCUAUGAAUUCGACGAGACAAAGAACAAACUCACUGUCUUCUUCUCUUCACCAUGCGAAGUCACAUUCAAAGACGGAUCAGCGAUAAGAUAUGCGACGCGUGUGAAAGGGAUUUUGCUUCGAGGGAAACUGAUGGGUGUGGAAGGAAUGAAGACAAAAGUGUUGGUUUGGGUUAAAGUCACAACAAUCUCAGUAGAGAGCUCAAAGUCUGACAAGCUCUGGUUCACUGCUGGUGUCAAGAAAUCUCGAUCUAAGGAUGUUUACGACACACCUCAUGAUGCUAUCAAAGUCGUUGGAGAGUUCUAAGGUUUUUUUCUUCUUAAAUGGUUAUUAUCAUAUUUGAUUCAUGAAUUUAUUUGGGUAUUUGGGGUUAUUUGCAUUUUGGGAAGAGGUAUACUUAAAGGGAAUGUGUUUAUAUAACUCUCAUUUUCUUCCUUUAUGCAAGAAAUCACAAAUCUUUAU
This is a messenger RNA of Arabidopsis arenosa, 766 nucleotides long. NCBI's taxonomy places the organism in Eukaryota, Viridiplantae, Streptophyta, Magnoliopsida, Brassicales, Brassicaceae. The record is from the annotation of a GenBank genome assembly.